Dichomitus squalens LYAD-421 SS1 is the source of this 1065-nucleotide messenger RNA. RefSeq lists its product as uncharacterized. Bases 1 to 1065 code for a protein of 354 amino acids. The record is from RefSeq and is a predicted model, not a curated record. NCBI's taxonomy places the organism in Eukaryota, Fungi, Basidiomycota, Agaricomycetes, Polyporales, Polyporaceae. The transcript has 4 exons.
AUGAGCGAUACUCUCCCCCUCGGCAUCAUUGCCGAUUCUGGUGCUCCCGAAGGGAGUACAGACUACACUACGGUAGUACUAUUUCAUGGAUUCGCUUGGACGAGCGAUGGUUUCCGUAAGAUGCUCCCAUUCGCGAAGGCGAAAAAUGCUCGCAUAUUCCUUGUCAACAGGCGCGACUAUCCGGGCACGACGCCCUACUCCAUCGAAGAGCGUGCCGAGGUCUUCGCGGCUGCAGUACAGGGUAAGACCGACGCGGAGGAGGCGCGAAAGAUACUACUCCCAUGGAUGAAGGAACGCGGGCGGGAGGUCCAUGAUCUCCUCGUCCAUAUCGUCUCCCAGCACAAAAUCCCUGUCGCCCGCCCGGAGAAUAAUGCGGGGGGGAUUGUCGUAGCAGGAUGGUCGUUCGGCACCACUCUCAUGUCUGCGCUCCUGGCCAACGUCGAUUCCUUCCCUCAGGGCGAUGUCGAUUUGAGGAAAUAUCUCCGCAGAGUCGUCUUCCUUGAUCCCCCUGAUAUUGCGCUCGGCAUACCACCGCUCCCAGAAGUCGCGUCCGCGAACAACGAGACCCCUAUAGCGCUAGAGCGUCUCGUCCGCGAGCUCUCUAUCUUCUACAGCGCGUACUUCAAGCAUGGGGACGUCGACAAACCCGAGACGUACGAGCGCAGCACGCCGCUUGCCGACCCGAAACCAACAUGGUAUAGCUUCACCCCAGACGAGCUCGAGGCGAUCUUCCACCCUGUGCCAGGGGACUCACGGGGCGGCUCGGAUGCCACGCUCAUGGCUGCAGCUAUCCCUUGUGGGGUAUUCGGGGUGCUUCGUGAGCAGGCUCUGCGCAAGGGCGAGGGUAGCGGGUGGGAGGCCGUUGAGCUUCGGCAAGUUUGGGCUGAUUAUUCGAUCGCGCCUAUGGUUUGGUGUGCACGCGAGUUGCGGGCGGAGGUCGACAAGCAGACAAAGGCUGGUGCGAAGCUUAGGAACGUAAGCUUUGUCCGAGUGGAGGGAGCGAACCAUGUCGUGAUGUGGGACCUGCCUGAACGAUUAUUGGAGGCGCUUCUCUGCACGCAGUAG